AUGGAGAGAAUCACACUGAUGUCUGUUCUGCUCACAGUCGUGGUCAGUUCGUCUCUGCGUCAGUAUCACUUUGUGAAUCAGAACAUGAGCUGGACUGAAGCUCAGAGAUACUGCAGAGAGAAAUACACAGAUCUGGUCUCUAUCAAUGACAUGAAUGAACAGAAUGAUAUAAAUCAGCUCCUACAGAGAGAGAACAGAACUGACCGUGUCUGGAUUGGGCUGCAGGACGCAUGGGUUUGGUCUCUGAAUAACUCUGACUUCUACAGAGGAAAUGAGUCUCAGUUUAGGAAGUGGGGAUCAAAUCAACCAAAUGGAGAUGGAGACUGUAUUUAUAUGAACAAUGAUGGACAAUGGCAUGAUAUGGACUGUAAAACCCAAAAGCAUUUCAUCUGCUAUAAUGGCAGCAGUAAAGGAUUCGUCCCUGUACAGGAGCAAAAGAACUGGACAGAUGCUCAGAAUUACUGCAGACAGAAUCACACAGAUCUGGCCAGUGUGAGGAAUGAGACGGAGAAUAAUCAGAUCCAGAACAUCAUAAACCAGAACCUAACUUCAGAUCAUCAAGCCUGGAUCGGUCUGCACAGAUCCUGGAAUUGGUCAGACAACAGCAACUUCAUAUUCAAUCUCUGGAGCAGUGGUGAACCCAAUAGCAGAGAUGGCAGAAACAGCAUCUGUGUAUCAACUGGUAUCAGUGGUGAAGGACGAUGGACAGACGAGCGUUGCUCAGAUCAGCAUCUCUUUGUGUGUUAUGAUGAUAAACUGGUUCUGAUCCGAGAGAAUAAGACGUGGUAUGAAGCUCUGAGAUACUGCAGAGAUAUGGACAUGGACCUGGUGUCGGUGGAUUCGGAGCAGAUGCAGCAGCGGGUGAUGAAUGUGACCUCGAGCGCUCUCUCUGAUCACGUGUGGCUGGGUCUGCGUCACUCCUGCACAGUGGGGAUCUGGUUCUGGGUCAACGGUCAGACCAUGUGCUAUGAUCAGUGGACUUCUGGUUAUGACACUGGACUGGACGACUGUGAUAAGACGGUCAGAUCCGGAGUCAUUCGAAAGAAUGAUACUCGCUGGAUCAGCCGCCCUGAAACUGAUAGAUACAACUUCAUCUGCAUCAAGUACUUCUAA
Messenger RNA from Carassius carassius (crucian carp), 1113 nucleotides. RefSeq names its product macrophage mannose receptor 1-like. Bases 1 to 1113 code for a protein of 370 amino acids. The record is from RefSeq and is a predicted model, not a curated record. The transcript has 4 exons. NCBI's taxonomy places the organism in Eukaryota, Metazoa, Chordata, Actinopteri, Cypriniformes, Cyprinidae.